AACAUCCACCUCUGCCUACCACAGACGGACCUGAGCAGCGCAUGCGUGUUUGCAGCGGAACCCCGUGCAUGCAGCACAAGGAUCCUGUAAUUAAAAUAAACUAAACGAGCCGGUGCGACUGGGUGAUGUGAUAGCUGCAGGCACCGGACAUUGUUUCAGUCAACCCUAAACUGCUGUCAUUUGCUGUCGUUGACGCGGAUGAGUCUCCGGAGAGGCUGCACAAAGUCCUGGAACUGUCCAAGGCACUAGGCAUCUUCAGACUUCUGGGAUCUGCAAAUCAAACAAGGUGGUACACCUGGUGCUGCUCUGCCUCAGUUAGGUGGUAAGCCAACAGAUACUGCUGGUGAGAAGAGCAAUCUAACAUGCCUACAAAACAUCUGGGAAGAAAAGAGUGGAGGAAAAUGUUCACUUCACUGGCAGGAGAGCUGGUGAUCAUGGCCGGGACCGUCAUGCUGGCCUACUACUUUGAGUACACCGACACCUUCAGCGUGCACGUGCAGGGCUUCUUCUGCUAUGACACCACCUACACCAAACCCUAUCUAGGAUCGGAGGACAACAGUGCCAUCCCUCCCGUCCUGCUGUAUGCUGUGGUGGCUGGGCUGCCCACGCUGCUGAUCACAAUAACGGAGACUGUGCUGUUCCUGGUCCAGUACACAUCCAAAGAAUUUGACCGGUCAGAGAAGACAGUGGCCACAGGGGACUGCUGUUAUCUUAACCCGCUGGUGCGCAGGACCUUCCGCUUCCUCGGAGUCUAUACCUUUGGACUCUUCACCGUUGACAUCUUUGUCAAUGCUGGCCAGGUGGUGACAGGGAACCUGGCACCAUACUUCCUGACGGUCUGUAAGCCCAACUACACUGCACUAGGCUGCCAACAGGCUCUGCGCUACAUCAGCCACCAGGAGGCCUGCACAGGAAACCAGGACGACAUCCUACGUGCCCGCAAAACCUUCCCAUCCAAGGAGGCUGCACUUAGUGUCUACGCUGCACUCUACCUGGCUAUGUAUGUGACGUGCACGGUGCAGGCAAAGGGCACUCGUCUGGCCAAGCCAGUGCUGUCUCUCGGGCUUAUGUGUCUGGCAUUUCUCACCGGUCUCAAUCGCGUGGCUGAAUAUCGAAACCACUGGUCAGAUGUCAUCGCAGGCUUCAUCAUCGGCACUGCUAUCGCCACUUUCCUGGUGGUGUGCGUGGUCCACAACUUCAAAGGCAAGUUACUGCUAAGUGAAGAGUCAUCAGCAGAGCAGCGACCCAACACAGCCAUUCUGAACAUGGGCCGAAUGGAGAGUCCUCUGGAGAAGUACAUCGCUUCACAGAAUCACAUCGCCUUCGCUGAGGUCACAUGACGUGGAGUCGGCCGUGUGGCAGACCCAUUGGACGUCCACGCUCUUCACAGUCCAAUCCAAUUAACCAGAGCGCACCGUUAAACCCAUACUGUGUGUGUGUGUCUGGUCUGCGAUAUGUUGUUCUGUGUUGUCUUUAUCAGGCCCCUGUUGUCAUUUGCAGCUCCUUGUACUCAAGAAAAAAAAAGACAGAAGUGUCAGUGUCUCAGCAGGACAGGCUGCUUCUGCUUCUCCACCUAUGCACUUACUCUGAAUCUGCGUCAGACUCUCGCCUUCCAAAUGAAGCUUGUUCGGCAAACUCCACAGCUGACUUGUUGCACUCUGUGGGACACUAGAGGAACAAGUGAAGAAAUGGAUUGCACCAUCUCACCUCUGCCUAGGUCAAAUAUUUUUACAUGGGUUGGUUGUUUUGUGUGUGAACCAACACAUGCCAUAUAAAUGAUAAUUAAUAACAUGUCUGUAUGAAAGCUGUUCAGUAAGUAAGUUAAAUGAAAGAGUCCGAACAGAGAGCAAACCCUCUCUUGUUGUGUUGCAAAAGUUGAUCUACAGCUUUCUGAGUUUGUUCGUGCUGUUAUCACAUCAAACCCAUAACAUCUUAGGACUGCUAUAAAUAUCUGAAUGUGACACUGUCUGCUGGGCCGAUUUUCGUUUUGAACCAAUUUACUCAGAAAAAUAAGAAAAGAAAAUUAAAAAUGCUCCUAAAAUUUUAGAGAGCUUAUCUUAGGGUCCUACAUGGAUAAGUGGUACAGAGACAUUAGACUGUUUUUGUAAAUGUUUCAGAACAUGAGUCACGUCUGUCCAUGGCAGUAUAAAAUGUGUGCGAUGUAGCGAUGCAGAUUAGGAGGAGAUGGUGAAGUGUGAGAACACGAUGAGCUUGCUUUAAAUCAUAUGGUUAAAUUGUCAGUCUUGAAACCCUGAUAAAUAUGGGCCCGCAUCAAAGUAGCAAAUUGUGAAAACUGCAAAACUUUCUGUAUGUCAUUAUGUAUUCUUGUGUCAUUUAGCUCUCCCGACAUGAGUGUAUGUGUGUAUCUACUGAAUAUUUAACUGCAACCAAUGAAAACACUGUACACUCUGUAUUCUAUUGAACCUGUCAAGGGUUUCUUAGCGGCAUCAGACAAUCACCAACUCCCUCUCUCUGUCUGUAUCUAUCAUUAUCUUAAUGGUUGUGUGGUAGCAGGUAUUCUGACACUGUACAAGAGGAAUGGAUGUGGUGAAAGGAGCCCACAGCCUCUGCAACCCAUGGUCAAAAGAGGGCAACAUGCUCUGUUUUUAUAUGUCAACGCUAACUAACACAAAGGUCAAUCUGACUCACAGGCCAACACUGAGAUUUUAUUGUAUGCAUUGAGUAGUCAGAUAUAGUUCUGUUUGUCUCCCACUUGAUGUUUUCUGCCAUGUCAAAUCAGGUUAAAGUGAUGUAGGAAAAUCUACAGUUAAGGCUAGUUUCCUUUUUCUGAUCUGUGUUUUUAGUUUCAAGAGACAUUCGGACACAUUGGAAGAAGACAGUCUCUUGUUCCAUCUCAUAGCCAACUUCCUUGAUCAUUUUAUUAAGUUUGGUUGUUUAAAGGGAUAUUCCGGUGUAAGUUUAAUCCAUGGUCUAACACGCCGUGACACCAAGUAGGACCCCCCCUUGAGAGAUAA
Acanthopagrus latus (yellowfin seabream) is the source of this 2975-nucleotide messenger RNA. It is a transcript of the gene plppr5b, whose product is annotated as phospholipid phosphatase related 5b. Gene Ontology annotation, biological process: phospholipid metabolic process; phospholipid dephosphorylation; signal transduction. The transcript has 9 exons. The coding region runs from base 363 to 1340 and encodes 325 amino acids. Gene Ontology annotation, molecular function: phosphatidate phosphatase activity. NCBI's taxonomy places the organism in Eukaryota, Metazoa, Chordata, Actinopteri, Spariformes, Sparidae. The record is from RefSeq and is a predicted model, not a curated record.